Messenger RNA from Cyprinodon tularosa, 4702 nucleotides. Its product is annotated as guanine nucleotide-binding protein G(s) subunit alpha-like. Gene Ontology annotation, molecular function: insulin-like growth factor receptor binding; corticotropin-releasing hormone receptor 1 binding; mu-type opioid receptor binding. The transcript has 12 exons. Gene Ontology annotation, biological process: sensory perception of chemical stimulus; adenylate cyclase-activating dopamine receptor signaling pathway. Gene Ontology annotation, cellular component: heterotrimeric G-protein complex. The record is from RefSeq and is a predicted model, not a curated record. Lineage: Eukaryota; Metazoa; Chordata; Actinopteri; Cyprinodontiformes; Cyprinodontidae. Bases 1390 to 2529 code for a protein of 379 amino acids.
AGGGUUCCGUGAGAGCCGUUUGCCCCACCCCACCUCUUCAGCGCUAUCUAUCUCAAUGUACAAUUCUCAGAGAGAGAAAAAAAAAAACGGGGGCAAAAAUAAUUGAGAGAAACACCGCGAACGGAUCGACUCUAACCUACCCGACCGGUUGAACGGAGCGGCCGCGGGCUAUCGGCUCCGAAACCAACUGCCUAUCUCCGUUUGGAUGAAGUGAGUGAAAAAAAAAAGCCCCACCGCGGUAUGUUCAUGUAUCAUGCACAUGUAACCAUAAUCUGCUGUACGGAUUCAAAAGGAAUACAAAAAACCCAGAGAGCUGACAGCGGACCGUGCUUCUGCUGCUGCUUGCGCCAAAACGGGGAACAGAGCGAAGGAUUUCCACGGUUAUCGGCCGGAUAUUUGGACGGUCAGACGCCGAGAGCUGCCUCUGCUCGGCCGGAGGAGGUUUCCGAUGUGAGGAGAAACACAAAUUAACGCCACGGAGAGAAAAGCGAAAGAAUAGCGGCCUUUUUCCCCCCCUUUUCUGCUUUUUUUAUUCAAUCAAACAAAAAGGCCAGACAGCAGCAUCUAUUGACCGAAGACAGGAUUGAUUUUUUUUGACACAGGAUAUUAUCAGUAAGGUUGCUCAGAGCCAUCCUAAAAAAAAGAAAAAAGAAAAUGUGAUUUUUUUUUUUUUUGGGUGAAGAAGACCUGGUGUAGCCUGAUGAUUCACAUGCCGUCAUUUUAAGAGGACAUAUUUAUUAUUUUAUUUUCUCUCCCACUCGUCCUCUAUUGUUUGCAAUCCUUUCGAUCUACCAACCUGAAUUUCUCCAGUUUUAUUUAGGAGUGAAUAAAAGGAGAGGCUUGAAGAACAUAGCAUAGUCUGCUUGAAAUGGAUUGAAUGGCAGAGGGAGAUUUCAGAAGAAGAUGGGCUCCUGAGGGGACAUUAGCUGAAAAAAAUAGAUAUUUAGAUCAUCAACAUACAGAUAAUAAUAAAAUAAUCUGAGGCUGGUGUUUGAGAUCCAUACGCAUUGAAGGAAUUUGAUGUGGUUCAUUCAUGAGCAGCCAGAAAACUGGAAAUCCCACAUCCACUCUCCUAUCAGCAUUGAUGACUUCAUUGCGGAUUUACAGUGAAAAACACGGGAAUCAAGUGUUGGAGAGGGCGGGAUCCUUUUUCUGCUCUUCUCAUCUCCCUUUGCUGAUGGGUUUCCAGUGAAUACCCACCUCCAAUAAUCAAGGUGAAGUCUACUACCUGGCAUCUGCUUCAUCUGAAGAACAUACAUGUCACCAUUUCUGAGCUGGGUGUUCUUCUGCUGGUCCAGUUGAGGAAUUUAGGGUUCAAACACAUCCACCCACCUUGAACCUUUCUGUGAGCCCAUCACUGGAUCUGUUUGUUUGUUUGGUUUUGGGAAGAUGGGCUGUCUUGGGAAUAGUAAGACUGAAGACCAACGAAAUGAGGAGAAGCUUCAGAGGGUGGCAAACAAAAGGAUAGACAGGCAGCUGCAGAAAGACAAACAGAUAUACCGUGCCACUCAUCGACUUCUCCUGUUAGGGGCCGGAGAAUCUGGGAAAAGUACGAUAGUCAAACAGAUGCGAAUACUGCACGUCAAUGGCUUCAACGCAGAGGAGAAAAAACAGAAAAUUCAUGAUAUUAAAAACAACAUAAAAGAAGCUAUAGAGACAAUCGUGGCUGCCAUGAACACACUCACGCCUCCGUGCCAGUUAGCGUGUCCUGCGAACCAGUUCCGGGUCAAUUAUGUCCUGGGCCUAGUAAAUCAGAAGGACUUUGAUUUCCCUACGGAGUUUUAUGACCACACAAAGACACUCUGGCAUGAUGAAGGUGUGCGGGCAUGCUGGGAAAGAUCCAAUGAAUAUCAACUCAUCGACUGCGCCCAGUACUUCUUAGACCGGAUUGAUGUGGUGAGGCAGAAUGACUACACACCCACUGAUCAGGACCUCUUGAGAUGCAGAGUUCUGACAUCUGGGAUCUUUGAAACCAAGUUUCAAAUUGACAAAGUUAAUUUUCAUAUGUUCGACGUUGGCGGUCAGAGGGAUGAACGGCGAAAAUGGAUCCAAUGUUUUAACGAUGUGACGGCCAUUAUCUUUGUGGUGGCGAGCAGCAGCUACAACAUGGUGAUCAGAGAAGACAAUCAGACCAACAGACUACAGGAAGCUCUCAACCUGUUUAAAAACAUUUGGAACAACAGGUGGUUACGGACCAUCUCUGUUAUCCUUUUCCUGAACAAACAGGACCUUCUAGCUGAGAAAGUUUUGGCAGGAAAGUCUAAAAUUGAGGAGUACUUCCCAGAGUUUGCACGCUACACUACGCCUGACGAUGCAAUACCAGAACUGGGGGAGGAUCCCAGAGUGACCAGAGCAAAGUACUUCAUACGGGAUGAGUUUUUGAGGAUCAGCACAGCCAGCGGGGACGGACGACAUUACUGCUACCCGCAUUUCACCUGCGCCGUCGACACGGAAAACAUCCGGCGCGUCUUCAGUGACUGUCGGGACAUCAUACAGAGGAUGCACCUGCGGCAGUACGAGCUCCUGUGAUGCGCGGCUUCAUCAGGUCCACCGUACUUAACCCAACAACCACCCUCCUCACCACGAACCAGUUAGCCCGUCGCCUCUUCACUCUGACAGAAUUCACCUAACAUCCAAUCCGUUUGAACUCUCCUCCACUUGAUUCUUCUGGUAAUACAAACUCCUUAACCUCGGAAAAACUGAGAAGACUUUAUCAUGAGUGGUCAGCUUGGACUGCACUCCCUCAGUCUGGAUGUUUUCUCUCAUUUAUACGACCACCUGCUCACAGGUACACAUGCACUACAGAUUGUGACAUUCUGACUGUUGAAAAACCGCCUAAUCAUUGCCCCCUCCAGUGUCCUGCACCAACAGUUAGCAGGGAGGGGGGGAUCUGUUCACACACUCUGAGAUGCAGGAGUUUAUUCACCGCGUGCUGAAGAGAAGAGAUGGACCCGGAUGGUGGAAACAGAGGAGCAACUGUCAGCUGUUUUUUUUUUUGUUUUUUUUUUCCUUUUCUCUCGCUGUGCCCCGGAAUGGACGGACUAAUUGAUUAAUGGCUGCUUGGGGACAUGAGCAAGACUCUGAGAUGAAGUCUCAUGAUCUGCUCUUCAAGAAACCAAUCAAGAUAACACAGACGGAAAACAAGCAAACAAAAAAACAAAAAAAAAACAUACAAGAAUCAUGCUUACCAGUGAACUUAAUGCAGUGCAAAAAAAUAAAAUAAAAAAUCCAAGCUAUAUAUAUAGAUAUUUAUAUAUGUGUGUAUAUAAAUAUGUAUAUAUAUAUAUAUAUAAAUAUAUAUAAAUACAUAUAAAUAUUAUAUAUUCCUGUAAUAACACAAUUGGAGUUUUAAGUUUUUGUUAGUUUUUACCCCAUGUUGUUUGUCUGUGUACACAGUGUGUGAGAUCUGCCUUUGUGCACCAUGUAACCCCUGCACCACACACACACACUCAUACACACAGACCGUACUCUACAUCCCUGACCCUAUUUUACCCCUGCUGCUAUCUGACGACUAUUUAACGUGAAAAAUAAAGAAAAGGUUUGACUUACCGGAGAUAAACAGCAACAGGAAAGCAUGAAGAUCCAGAUUUGCAGAGACUGGUUGCAACAUUUACUACCUGGGAGUGAACACCCACACACCACACAGAAACAUGCUCUGGCUCCUCUCCUCUCCUCUCCUCUCCUCACCCGGCUUUAAGUGCGCCUGUCUUUUUAUUUACUGCUGGACUAUUAUUCUUGUACAGACUGUAAAAUGUAUUAUUUUGUACAACUUUAUUGAAGAAAAGAAAAUAACUUGUAGAAGAUCCCUGUGCCUUGAUCACGACUGUACGUGCGAAAAAAAAAGAAAAAAAAUGAGCUAAACAUGUAAGUUAUGUUUCACUGCGCUGUACAGCUGGACGGGUCAGAUAUGCUACGUCCGGACCAGCUCACCCCCCCUCUCCCUCCCCUCACCGCUGCUGUUGCCACCAGCUGAGAAGCGAAGGGGUAAAGUGUACUGUCGGGGAGGAGGCUUUUCGUCUGUUGGUUAUUUACAUUGUUUUUUUUCCACAUUUUGUUUGUUGAUUUUUUUUGUUUUGUUUUUUUGCCUUGACUUCUCUCUGGUUUAUAUAAUAGGAAUUUUAAAAAGUUUAAAAAAAAAAAGACACCCACCUUAAUGCUGUGUAGUGCCAAUAUUUAAGCCAAACACAAUUUAAUCUAAGAAAAAAAAAACUGGUAUUGUAUUUUUAGCUCUAACUCAUUAGAGUUGAACGAACAUGUCACGUUGGGGAUAAAUGUAUUUAUUUUUCUUAAAACUAACUGAACUUUGCAUCAAAAACAGCUAUACUAGCAAUUGGUCCAUUUUACCUUUACAGACUCUCCGUUCUACAGCAGCUAAGCUCUGUGGAGGUUAUGCUGCGUUUUUGUUUCUGCUCAGUCUGGAUCAGUUUGGGUUAAUAUAUGAGAACAACAGGAAGGGGGAAAAUAUUUAUCUAAGGGCUCCUUCCUUGCAUUUGUCCAUUGGUCCAUCUAUUAAUUGAUUUCUGAUUCUCUUAGUCCAACCAUCAGCCUUUUCUUAAAUCUAAUAAUUUCUCUAUUCAGCAAAUAAUCAUCUGUUCUUUCAUCCAUAUAUCUCUUCUCAUUUAUCCAAAUACCCAUCCAUCUGUCAUUCCCUCCGUUUAUUCGGCUGCUUGUGCACCAAUCAAUUAAACCUUUGCUCACAUUG